CUAAUAUGGAGCGUUUGACCUUCUAAUCUGUAAUAGCUGAAUCUUCUGAUAUCAGGAUUAGGAAAGAGUGCCUUCAGAACCACCAUGUAGCAAAUGGGGAUCGCAGCUCGGACGCUCCUCCCUUGCUUCAACGCUCACACGUUGGCAGGAUCCUUGUAGCCCCGGCAGCGAAUCGCCAGCGUCGGAGACGGAUUUCAUGUGGUGCUUGCUGAACACUGAGUCACCAUGAGUAGUAAUCUAGGAAAAGAAAAAGACUGUAAGGAGAAGGAUCCCAAAGUCCCGUCAUCGAAAGAAAGGGAGAAGGAGGCCAAGGCCUCUGGAGGAUUUGGGAAAGAGGGCAAAGAAAAGGAGCCUAAGACCAAAGGGAAAGAUGCCAAAGAUGGAAAGAAGGACUCCAGUAGCACGCAGCCUGGGGUGGCCUUUUCAGUGGACAAUACGAUAAAACGACCUAACCCAGCCACAGGUACCCGCAAAAAAUCCAGCAAUGCUGAAGUGAUCAAAGAGCUAAACAAAUGCCGGGAGGAGAAUUCCAUGCGCUUGGACUUGUCCAAGAGGUCGAUACACAUGCUUCCGUCGGCCAUCAAGGAGUUAACGCAAUUAACGGAACUUUAUUUAUACAGUAACAAACUGCAGUCCCUCCCGGCAGAGGUGGGCUGCCUCGUGAACCUGGUGACACUGGCGCUGAGCGAAAACUCGCUCACCAGUUUGCCUGACUCUCUCGAUAACUUGAAGAAACUGCGCAUGCUUGACCUGCGGCAUAACAAGCUUCGAGAAAUCCCCGCCGUGGUCUACAGGCUGCACUCGCUCGCCACGCUUUACCUACGCUUUAAUCGUAUAACUACUGUGGAAAAGGAUAUCAAAAACUUGUCAAAACUCACCAUGCUUAGCAUACGAGAGAACAAAAUCAAGCAACUACCUGCUGAAAUUGGUGAGUUGUGUAACCUCAUAACGCUGGAUGUAGCGCACAAUCAGCUCGAACAUCUUCCAGAGGAGAUUGGAAGUUGCACGCAGAUCACCAAUCUUGACUUGCAGCACAAUGAGCUCCUGGACCUGCCAGAAACCAUAGGAAAUCUGUCGAGUCUAAGCCGUCUUGGCCUAAGGUACAACAGGCUGUCGGCAAUUCCGAAGUCCUUAGCGAAGUGCAGUGAACUUGAUGAGCUGAACUUGGAGAACAACAACAUUUCUAGUCUACCUGAGGGUCUUUUAUCCAGCCUUGUCAAAUUGACUAGUUUAACACUGGCCAGGAACUGCUUCCAGUCCUACCCUGUGGGCGGCCCGUCCCAGUUCUCCACAAUCUACUCCCUCAACAUGGAGCACAACCGCAUCAAUAAAAUUCCCUUUGGAAUUUUCUCUAGAGCUAAAGUUUUAAGUAAGCUGAACAUGAAGGACAAUCAGCUGACCUCGCUCCCAUUGGACUUCGGGACUUGGACAAGCAUGGUGGAACUGAACCUAGCUACUAAUCAGCUCACAAAAAUCCCCGAGGACGUAUCUGGGCUUGUUUCUCUUGAGGUUCUUAUCUUGUCAAACAAUCUCCUAAAGAAACUUCCCCAUGGAAUUGGAAAUCUACGGAAACUCCGAGAGUUAGAUCUAGAGGAAAACAAACUGGAAUCCUUGCCAAAUGAGAUAGCUUACCUCAAGGAUCUGCAGAAAUUGGUUCUGACUAAUAAUCAGCUGACCACCCUUCCCAGAGGUAUUGGUCACCUUACCAAUCUAACGCACCUUGGGCUUGGAGAGAAUCUUCUCACACACCUUCCUGAGGAAAUUGGUACACUGGAGAAUCUGGAAGAACUGUAUUUGAAUGACAACCCCAACCUGCACAGCCUUCCCUUUGAGCUGGCGCUUUGCAGCAAACUGUCAAUAAUGAGCAUUGAGAACUGCCCGCUCAGCCACCUUCCACCUCAGAUUGUCGCGGGAGGACCCUCCUUCAUCAUCCAGUUCCUAAAAAUGCAGGGACCAUAUCGUGCCAUGGUCUGAUGCUAAUCGGAUUGUCCAAUACACUGUACAAAAUACAAACUGCAUUAAUGUUGUAAUUGUCUGUGUGUAUGUAUAUAUAAUAUAAUAUGUCAUCCAUAUUAUAUUAUAUAUAUAUAAAGUAUAUAAAUAAUAUAAAAAGGCAAAUUUAAGACUGCAUUAUGUGUUUCUGCUAAUAGAGGAAUCAUAGCCAUUUAGAUUUUUUUUUUUUAUUCUGUAAAAAUGCUUGUCUAAGUUUUCUUUGCUGAAUUUGAUGGAAGUUGUCUGAGUAAUCUGGAAUACCAGUUCAUUUAAAGCAAUUGCCAAUGAACUCAAAAUUUUAAAUUUAAGGGACAAAAGUAGUUUUGCUUAGAUUUACUUUCAGUUAAGAGAAAUGUAUAACCUUUAUAUAAUGAACUUUUCUGUUAUCCUCCCUCUUUUUUUUGUGUCAAAACCUGAAAGGGUGAUGUGUCCUGAGGUUGGGAUUUUCUUUUAACUUAUUUUGAGAUUUGAAGCAAAUGGUGUUUUUAUAUUGUUUACAGUCAGAGUAAAUCACUGGAGUUUGUUUUAUUUUGAUUUGCUCUGUUUUAAUCAUAUCUAGAAUUUAUAUGCCUCUGCUGAUGAAAAUUUUAUCAACCGAUUCGUGUACCACACUCAUCAGAACAACUAGCAGGUGAAAAAGAUGCAGUCAAAACAAAAGAAAAAGAAAGGAAAAAGGAGAGGAGGAAAAAAAAAAAAAAAAGCUUGAAUUCAUUUAAGUCUUGCUUCCCUGAGUUAUCAGUUGCAGGCGUAACAUAUCUGAACUGAGCCUUUUGCGGUUGGUCUUUUCUAGCACAAGUAAACCUUUUCAGAUUGGUAAAAAUGUGGAGUUAUUCUCAGUGAAGAGCAGUUUUCAUUUUGUGAAGUAAACAAUUCCAUGAGGUCUAACAGUACAGCUAAGUGGCAAGGAAAUAAUAUAUAUGUACAUUUUUAUUACAAUGUUGAGUCGUAAACUACCACGGGCAGUUUUAAGGAUUCCUUAUAGUUCUGUACAAUAAAUGAAUGUGUCUUACUUUUAAACACUGCAAUAUAUGUAAGUUUUAAGGUUGGUUAACAAUGUACUUCGGUUUUAUAUCUUGACUUGCCUUGUACCUCCUUCCAUUAUGGAACUUCUGUGUCCAAGCACAAUAUCUUCACACUGUGCUGUUUUGCUGCUGAACUAAAUGCACUUUUCCCCACAGCUGGGGCACUUGCUUCAAAAUAUUCAGUUCAGUAUCCUGAGUAUUCUUUUUUUUUUUUUUUUUUAACUUCAUCCUCUCUGUUUCAGUAUUAAACCGAUCUAUUAAAAAAGAGGCACCUUUUUCAUUUGUGCAUAGAUGUUGAUCGCUCAAGAGAAACACUGUAAGUAGUGGACAUUCAGUUUUAUCUUGACUUUUGUGGUUGCUUAAAAGGCCGAAGAUGCUUCAGGGACACGUACACUCUUGCUGCACUUGCAGGGCCAGGUGACCUCUCUGAGGAGGACAGAAGGUAUAAAGCAGUUGUGUUGCACCCGUGUCCUGAAGAGCUCUGCAGUUUGCUCUCAUUGCAGUUGCUGCUGGGGUAGUGCGACUUGGAGGACUGUGUGUUUUGAACAAAAUCCAAUCAUCUGAUGCCAUGAAAAAUCUCUUUCACGUGCAGAAGUUUGGGGUAUAAUAUUUCUGGCUUUCAGGCAUGCUUAAUUACAUAUGUAUUGCCUUGAUCUAGUUCUUUCCGGCAUUGUGGUCUGUUUUCUUACGUCUUUUCCUUAACAAGGAGUAAGUUUAAAUGGAAGGCAGGUGGAGAUAUAAAACUUUAGAGGGCUUAAACAUGCUGUAAAACUAUUGUAGAUGUCACUGGAUUUUACUCAGUAAUAUCCUUUUCUUUCUCUCUCACAUGCUGUCUUCCCCUCCCCAUCUACUGUAGCUUCCAGUUUAGACUUUCGUUUCGUUUAUAAAAUUUCUUACAGUUCUGUCUGAAGUUAGUCUUUCUCAACCUUGAGAUGUUGAAGUAUGAAGAUGCUGAAAUGUGUAGUUCCAAGACGGUAAUCUAACUUUUGAAUUUACUGCUAAACUCAUAUUUUGUUCCCUUAGGUCACUAGGGGAAACUGGUUUGAUUAAUGGUUCCUUAAAGCAAAGGUGGGAACCCCAUGUGUUUUACAUUAUCUUGGUCUUGUUCCAUGUCUGCUCCUCAUUCGCAUUUUUAUAAGAGUUGAUGGGAUGAAAAUUGUUAGUUUGUAAAUAUGUGGGUUAUUCACCUCAUUAAGGUACAUGGUUAAAGACUGUUUGAUUGGAGUGACACUCUCUCACAUAAAUCCUGGUGGAGAAGUUGGCUAUCAAAGUAGUGCUCGAUACACU
Messenger RNA from Nothoprocta perdicaria, 4301 nucleotides. RefSeq names its product SHOC2, leucine rich repeat scaffold protein (gene SHOC2). Lineage: Eukaryota; Metazoa; Chordata; Aves; Tinamiformes; Tinamidae. The record is from RefSeq and is a predicted model, not a curated record. Gene Ontology annotation, molecular function: protein binding. The transcript has 8 exons. The coding region runs from base 226 to 1974 and encodes 582 amino acids.